AUGACGCAAACUGAUAAUGCAAUAGAGGCAGAGCUUUGGGCGAUCUACUUGGGACUCAAGUGGGCUUAUCAUCAAGGCAACCGGAAGCUCCUCCUUUUAAGCGAUUCGAAACAGGCGGUUGAGUGGCUCAAUGAGCAACAUGUCAUUCUUGGAGACUGCGGUACCUUAAUCAAAUGGUGCAAGGAUUGGCUUGAGAAGGACUGGUCAGUUAUCGUGGAACAUAUCCCCCGUGAAGAAAAUGCUGCGGCGGAUUGGCUAGCCAGAGAAGCCCCUCGACGGCUUUGCGAUUGGAUUGAUCUUCACCACCCACCGAAGGAAGUUCGUGACAUUCUGUGUGCGAACAUUGAGACUUUUGUGUCCGCCAACGUUAGUCACUAG
Messenger RNA from Ipomoea nil (Japanese morning glory), 378 nucleotides. RefSeq lists its product as uncharacterized. The record is from RefSeq and is a predicted model, not a curated record. Lineage: Eukaryota; Viridiplantae; Streptophyta; Magnoliopsida; Solanales; Convolvulaceae. The coding region runs from base 1 to 378 and encodes 125 amino acids. The transcript has a single exon. Gene Ontology annotation, molecular function: RNA-DNA hybrid ribonuclease activity; nucleic acid binding.